This is a messenger RNA of Dreissena polymorpha, 2757 nucleotides long. Its product is annotated as glutamate decarboxylase 1-like. Bases 1 to 1677 code for a protein of 558 amino acids. Gene Ontology annotation, molecular function: carboxy-lyase activity; pyridoxal phosphate binding. The transcript is spliced from 16 exons. Gene Ontology annotation, biological process: carboxylic acid metabolic process. Lineage: Eukaryota; Metazoa; Mollusca; Bivalvia; Myida; Dreissenidae. Gene Ontology annotation, cellular component: cytoplasm. The record is from RefSeq and is a predicted model, not a curated record.
AUGGAGGCACUGUCAAACAAGGAAUUCGAUAAUAGUGUAAUUGAAGAAAAGGAGAAGAUUUGUGAAGAUAUUUUAACUCCUCUUAAACCUGAAAAAUCGAAGAGGCACGUGAAGUCAAUUCGACAAACGGACUUUGCUCUGGACAGAAAGAAAAGCCUUUCAUUUGACUGGUCCGAGUUCGAGAAGGUUUUCGCUGAAGACCUUUCAGAGUUCAACAACAAAGCUGGGUUUGAGCGUCUCGUCUCCUUUCUGUCCGAGGUUACAAAAAUCAUUGCUAAGUAUCUGAAGUCUGAGAGAGAUGUCACCAGUAAAGUUUUGGACUUUCACCACCCACACCAGUUACGGGAGAUGAUGGAUCAUUGCUUGUACGUAGACGACCAACCACGUGACCUCGAACAGUUGCUAAGCGAUUGCAAGGAGACUCUAAAAUACUGUGUCAAAACAGCGCAUCCUCGAUUUUUGAACCAGCUUUCCACGGGUAUUGACAUUAUAGGACUCGCGGGUGAAUGGGUAACAGCUGCUGCAAACACUAACAUGUUUACGUACGAGAUCGCACCGGUUUUCACUCUGAUGGAAGAAACUGUUCUGCAGCGAAUGAAGCAACUGAUUGGUUGGUCAGAUGGUGAUGCCAUAUUUGCACCAGGUGGAGCAAUGUCAAACCUGUACGCGGUUCUGACUGCUCGUCACUUGGUCUGCCCGGACGUGAAACACGACGGAAUGUACGCCGCGAACAAACUCGCUGUCUUUACUUCAGUCCAAAGCCACUUCUCCAUCAAGAAGGCUGCUGUUCUUUUGGGCAUCGGUCUCAACAAUGUCUACAGCAUCGACACUGAUUCCAGGGGUCGGAUGGAUGUUGCAAAGCUCGAAGAAGCAAUCCAGAGGGCUAUGGCCGCAGGUGUCAGACCCCUUCUUGUGAAUGCUACUUGUGGCACCACGGUAUUGGGGGCCUAUGACCCGGUGAACGCUAUUGCAGAUGUCUGUGAGAAAUACGGCGUCUGGAUGCACAUUGAUGGUGCGUGGGGUGGGAGCGUUUUGUUCACUGAAAAAUACCGCUAUCUACUUGACGGCGUUCAUAGAGCGGAUUCUAUGACAUGGAAUCCCCAUAAGAUGAUGGGUGUCCCUCUACAGUGCUCUGCCAUAUUUAUCAAGAAACAGGGAGAGCUCGAGUCCGUGAACGAACUAGGAGCGGACUAUUUGUACCAGAAAGACAAGAUGUACGACACCUCGUACGACACAGGAGACAAGGCGAUCCAGUGCGGUCGCCAUAACGACGUCUUCAAAUUGUGGCUGAUGUGGAGGUCGAAAGGAGACGGUGGAUUCAGGGAUCAAAUUGAAAGAAAUUUUGAAAAGGCCAGGUACCUACUUGACAAGUUGAGACGUCGUGAUGAUUUUGAACUAGUGAUUGAUGAGAUCGAAGGGCCGACGGUUUGCUUCUGGUAUAUUCCGGAAAAAAUAAGAGCCAUCAAAAGUAAUCAGGACAGAUGUUUCCAUCUACACAAGCUGACUGCUACCCUGAAGGCUCUGAUGAUGGAGAAGGGUUCCAUGAUGCUGCAGUAUCAGCCGCUGGGGCAGCUGCCCAACUUUUUUCGGAUCGCGUUCUCCAACCCUGCCAUAACCACGGCCGAUCUGGAUUUCGUGGUGCAGGAGCUGGUAGAUCUCGCCGAGCAAAUUGAUUAGAGUAAACUGGUUGCCACAAUUUGACGUAUAACCGGAAUUAAAUUGUGUUACCGGUUUUAUACGUAUAGUUUGGUCAAGUAGCAAAUUUUUUAGUACAUGUUUGAUUUAAGUUUCAGACUCGUUAUAAUUUACUUUACAGUUUGUCUAGCAUUUCGAUUACAUUAUGUAUAUUUAUUAUAAGAUUGAUUAGUUUUUGCAAUGAGCAUAUUUGGAUGUCGAAGCUAUCGUUAUACUGGUCGUAUACAUUUAGUUUGCAAUAACAUCAUAUGCAUAUAGAUAGAUCUAAUAUGUACUACAUAUAAUUUUACAAAAGAAAGGUCAUGGUUAUGUUAUUGAUGAGUGUGUCUUACUUAGAUGUUCUUAUUAACAAAAAGCAUUUAGGCCAUAUUCGAAACAGUUGGGUACAAACACGUAUUAACGUUCACAGCAGAAUUGUUAAAUUCAGUUCAAUUUACUCUAAAGACUGAUUCUUGCCUGUAAAAACUUAAUUUAAUCUAGCUGUCAGCAUCCUUCACUUGUGCUUUCAUUUCAAGAUUCCGUGUGUAUGUAUUUCUUCUGCAAAACGUUUGUUUAAUUCAGAGCUGAACUGUUUUGAUCGACAUGCUAUCGCAGAUUGUGUUAAAAGGAAUGCAUUCAAAUGCUUAGUGGAAAACCCAAAGUAUCUCAUGAAAGUUGUUUGCCCUCUAAACUUAACAGUUUUUUUACAUAUGCGUUGGUACUCAUUUCCUACUAACGUGAAUAUAAAAAAAAUCAGGAUUUUAAAUUUUAAAUACGAUUGAUGUACAAUUUGAUCAUCUUUUGUGAUUGUAUAGCCUAGUUCAAUUUCUUUUUAUGGUUAACAUCAAACCAGCAUUCCCAUCAACAUUUGUUUCUUUUUUUAAGUUCGUGUGUAUGUUUUGUUCCCGUUAUCCAAAUUCAAUAUGUAUUUAUUCGUAAAUAAUAACAAUGAUUUGUUUGAAGACUAAAGUAUUUGUUCGACAAAGAUAACGUGAAAUGUCAUCAUUAUCAAAAUAAACACGGUAUUUUAACAUUAACAUGUAGAAUGCUUUACAUGUCAUGUGUAUUAAAUUAUGAAAAUUA